Musca domestica (house fly) is the source of this 4228-nucleotide messenger RNA. It is a transcript of the gene Vps8, whose product is annotated as vacuolar protein sorting-associated protein 8 homolog. The record is from RefSeq and is a predicted model, not a curated record. Gene Ontology annotation, biological process: vesicle-mediated transport; endosomal vesicle fusion; protein targeting to vacuole. Lineage: Eukaryota; Metazoa; Arthropoda; Insecta; Diptera; Muscidae. Bases 295 to 4158 code for a protein of 1287 amino acids. Gene Ontology annotation, molecular function: protein binding. The transcript is spliced from 4 exons. Gene Ontology annotation, cellular component: late endosome; HOPS complex.
UCGUUUUUAAUUAGUAAUCGAUUAGCUUGCCAAGCAGAGAAUUUUCGACGGAUCGGGAAAAUUAUUUUAAUAGGUGUAAAUUAAAUAAUAACAACAUAUAAUAUUGCAACAUUAGCUUAUUUAAUUGGCGAAUAUGUAAGAUAAAGCAACAGUGAAUAUUUUAAACAUAAAUGUUGAGAGAAAAACAAAAAUUUACCCGGAACUAAAGGAAAGCUGUUCGCAGUGGGCGGAUUAAGCCGCAUUAAUUUGUUGUUGAUAACAGGCAAUUGAAACAGAUUCAUUUAAUUUGACAAAAUGAAUGAACUUAAGGCACCCUCAUUGAAUUCACUGUUGGGUUCCGAUCGCGGUUCCACCGAUAGUCUGCUGGCCGAAUCACUGAUUGAUGUUGAAGAGUUGGAUGAUGUUGAAUACUCAAUACCACCACCGGGUGCAUUGCCCUCGUUGGAAAAGGUGUUGAGUGAGUUCGAAGAAGAUUCUGACAUUGCAUCAGAGUUGGGAAUACCAACACCCUCCAUUGCGGAGGAAGGCAGUGUGCGUAUGGGUGGUAUAGGUGGCGGGGGAGGAGGUGGAGGCAGUAUCAUGCGCUAUGCCAUGCUGCAAGGCGUCUCAACGCAAUUGACGUCUGCCAGUGAUCGUAUUGGUGCCGGUAUGGCAUCAUCCUGUGCUGUGUGUAAUCAUUAUUAUGCAGUGGGAACGUCACAUGGCCACAUACUUAAUUUUGAUGCAACACAAACUCUGCGCUGGGCCCAUCAGGAUAAAAAUGGUCAGGGAGCUGUUUCAUCGCUAUCCUUUAAUCCUGAGUGCAAUCGUUUGCUGGCUGGUUUUGCCCGUGGUCUGGUCCUGAUGUUGGACACCCAAACUGGAGAUAUUAUGCGUCAAUUAUUUGAUGUGGUUACACCCAAUACCGGCAUUUUACAUGUCAAAUGGACAUCUCGACCUGCCAUGGCUUUGGCAGCAGACUCCGGCGGUUCGGUGUGGUCAUUGAGUUUUACACGGAAAUUAGGUGUAAGAGGCUGUUCAACGCGCUGCCUCUUCAGUGGGGCACGCGGAGAAGUAUGUGCUGUAGAGCCUUUGCUAAGCCAAACUGGAGAACAUCAUGAUCUUGAUCAGUAUUGCAUUGUGGCUUUGGCAACAUUGUCUAAAUAUUUCAUAGUUACCAUAAGGCCGAGAUUGAAGGUGAUAAAAUAUCAUUUGUUACAAGGACCUCCCGAUUGUUUGCCCGUCUUGGCAUGGCAAAUGGUUCUUAUUCAAGCGGCAGAUGCCACAAGAUCAGUUGAUCCUGUGUUGGUGGUGGGCCGAGGCAAUCAAUUGUUCUUUCAUCAACUAUUUAUUUCACAUGGACGUAUAACGCUGCUGCUCUUGCGACACAUUACAAUGCAAACGAAUAUUCUCUCAGCCCAUUGGCUGGGCCCCAAGUGCGUUGGCUGUAUAGAUACCUCGGAGAUAUUACAUCUUUUGGAUGUAAGAUCAAGCAAGGAGUUGGAAUGUAUUGAUUUGGGUAAUGCCAGUAUGGUUUAUGGUUCGGCACAGUUCAAAGGUUUGGCCACGGGUGGUAAUGUUUCACCAGCCUUGGCAUUGGCGGGUACGCAUGCUUGUUACAAUUCCUUGGCUGCCCGCGGUGUGCAGUUGUAUGUCCUGGGAUCGAGGUCAAUGCAUUUGAUUGGUGUCCGAACCUGGAUGGAGAGGAUUACAUAUUUGGUGAAAAAUCAUCGCUGGCAGGAAGCCUGCGAUCUAGCCUUGGAUGGCUACAGGGCUGCUGGUGACCGUCCCAAACGAAAACUCCAGGCCAAGGAGAGAAUUAUAAUGUUAUUCAAAGAAUAUAUAGCAGCUUCGGCUCGUGCCCCAGACUAUUGCUUGGGCGCCAUAAUAAAAUGCCUCAUUGUCAUUGAUGAGUUGGAGUUGUUAUGGACCCAACUGUGGGAACGUUUGCAGAACAAAGAGCUAUUCCUCCAUCACAUUACCCAACACAUUGAAAACGAUGACAUACAUCAAGUUAACCCCAUAAUUUCACAAGCCCUCGUAGAUUAUUGGUUGAAAAUAUCACCUGCCAAACUAGAGGAUGUCAUACUAAAAAUGGAUUGGACAUGUUUGGAUUUGAAUCAAGUCCUAAAAGCAGCACGAAAGCAUAAAUUAUAUAAAGCACAAAUCUAUUUAAAUGCCAAUGCCUUGCAUGACUACACAAUGUCUCUGACCGAAUUGAUACCAUUGAUUGGUAGCGAACCGCCAGACUUGGGUAAUUGCCUGCUGGUGUAUAUCUCAAGUUGCUUAGCCGGUCGGGGCUACCCCCAGGGUGACAUACCCGAGGAGUUAAUACAAAAUGUUAAACAUGAUGUUCUGCGUUGUCUCACUUCGUUACAUUCCACAACAAGUGAACCUAAUGAAAUGCCAUAUCCUUAUUUAAGGGCCUUACUCAAAUUCGAUACCCGAGAGACAUUGAAUGUUAUCUCGUUGGCAUUUCAGGAAAAGGAGUUCAGUGGUGAAUUGGGCUAUUCCCAGCGCAAGCGAAUUAUAAAUAUUCUAUUGGAAAUUAUGACACCAGAAAAUAAUACCUGGUCCGAAAUUGGCUGCCUACUGAAUUUCAUUGCCCAGCAAAUAUCGGAAUCAUGUCUACCCUGCGAUACCCAGUUACUGGAAAAAGUCCUAAAUUAUCUUUCCAUGGAAUCGAUAGAAAAUGAAAGUUCCCGUCUCCACUCGGAACGUGAAAAUGCCUGGUAUGAAUUACUUGUAAAUAAUUGCCUCAAUGCCAUAAGCAAUGAUGAAGAGCAAUUGCAGUUGGCCAAAAAAGCCCACUGCUAUUAUGUCCAAGAAUAUCUUUUGGAAAAACUACAACGUUACGAUGAGAUCCUUAGCUGUUACAUUAGUAAUCCGCUGAGGCAUGAAACCAUGUUUGUGUAUAUGGAACGUUAUGCACGUGAAACAAAUCGGAAAAUUUACCAACAACUUAAACAGCAUUUAAGGAAAUUACUGGAAAUAGAUGGCAAGGAGACAACACGUAUUGUGGAUUUAUAUUUUCGUGAUAUGUUGGAGGAAUUGCUGCAGCUGUUGGAGGAUGAUGAACGAUUUUUGUUUAUAUUUCUCAAACAAUUACAGCAGAGGAAUGAUGACUUGACGGCGGAACAAAGUGAGAAGCUAAUUAAAUUCCUGUGUAAAUAUGAACCCAUGGAGGUGGAGGAAUUUCUCAAGGCCUGCAAUUGUUAUCGCAUUGAUGCUGCCUUGGAUUUAGUUAUGAACUACAAACUAUUGCCGGCUGCCGUAUUUUUGGCUGAGAAGCAAAGUGAUUAUAAAUUGGCAUUUCAUUUGGCAUUGGAAAUCCUAAAGAAUGCCUCGCCCGAGCAAAUGGAGGAAUGUGCAAAAUCGGUUUCGGCAUUAUGUAGCCGUUCUUCGUUGUCCAGCAAAUCCCAGCUUACGGAAAAGGAACGCGAAUCCCUGUGGUUUGAAUUGCUAAAAUACAUUUUGCCCUUGGAGAAUUUAAAAAACAUAACCAAAUCAAUGUUGCAUGAAGCCUCCCAACAUGUGGAUCUAACAAAUCUCGUCCAAUUGGUCAUGAACACUCAUAAUGUCUCGGGUAAUUUUGGUGACAUCAAAGAGUUACUAUUGAGUAUGCUAAAUCAAUCCAAAGCCGAAACAAAUGCCAUGGAAAUUGCAAUGCGUAUUUUGGAAAAAGAGGUGGCGGAAAAAUUCCAUCAACGAAAAAAGCAGGCAUCGCGGGGUUUACUCAUCACCAUGAUGCAGUGUGUGGUGUGUAAACAACGGCUGUACAAUCAAGCUGCCAUAAUAAUUGUAGGUUCCUGUGGUCAUGCCAUGCAUGGCCAAUGUUCGAUUGAAUUUCAACGGCAACACCACAUGAAAUUCGAAAACGGUGAUUAUGAUGAUGACAGUCCCUCCACAUCGUCGAGCAGUAGGAACAUAAGCCAGCAAUUGUCGAAUAAUCUAAUGGAAGAUGCCAUUAUAAUGCAAUGUCCCUAUUGUCUGUGCUGUAUCGAGGAACAGCGCAUGGCAAUGCCUGUGCAAUUAGCCAAGCCUAGUCACAAUGUCGUUAAUUACAAUAAUCAACAACUACAAAAUGCAAAUAAUGGUAAAUAUGCAAAUACAGCAAUGGCGUCGCCGUACAAGGAGCUGGGUGUUUUGCAUUUAAAAUCUCCACCUAGGAAAUUUUGAAUUCCUUCAUCUCAAAUGUGCAUAGAAACACUUAGACACACACGAACACUUUUUUAUGUGAUAAAAAUAA